UUUAGGAAUGUUUUAAAGGAAGUUGGGCUACUCACAAGUUACUACAUAAGAAAGCAAAGUAAUGUGAAUGGAUUGGCUACUGGAACCUCCCCUUACCCAGUUUCCUCAUCUGUAAAAUGAGGACAUUUGACUGGAUUAUAUUUUUGUUGACUUUAGUCACCAUGCUGUACAUUCCAUCGCUAGAACGUAUUUCUUAUGACUAGAAUUUUGUAUCUUUUGACCAACUUCAUCAAUUUCACCAUUCCUCAUUAGCUUAAUAUGAAGAUGAAAAGGCAAAGCGGGAAUUGUCUUCCUGGAGCCUAGAAGGUGAUAUUAACACUGACCCAUGGGCAGGUUAUCGGUACACGGGCAAACUCCGACCACAUUAUCCACUGAUGCCAACCAGGCCCGUGCCAAGUUAUAUUCAAAGACCAGAUUAUGCUGAUCAUCCUUUAGGAAUGUCUGAAUCUGAACAAGCUCUUAAGGGUACUUCUCAAAUUAAAUUACUCUCAGCGGAAGAUAUAGAAGGGAUGCGACUCGUAUGUAGGCUUGCUAGAGAAGUCCUGGACAUUGCUGCUGGGAUGAUUAAACCAGGUGUAACUACUGAAGAAAUAGAUCAUGCUGUGCACUUAGCAUGUAUUGCAAGAAAUUGCUAUCCUUCUCCAUUGAAUUAUUAUAAUUUCCCAAAGUCUUGUUGUACUUCAGUGAAUGAAGUUAUCUGUCAUGGAAUUCCAGACCGACGGCCCUUGCAAGAAGGUGAUAUUGUUAAUGUGGACAUCACUCUUUAUCGCAAUGGUUAUCACGGGGACCUGAAUGAGACGUUCUUUGUUGGCGACGUGGACGAAGGGGCGCUGAAGCUGGUUCAGACCACGUAUGAGUGCUUGAUGCAAGCCAUCGACGCAGUGAAACCUGGCGUUCGAUACAGAGAACUGGGAAACAUUAUUCAGAAGCAUGCCCAAGCAAAUGGCUUUUCAGUUGUUCGAAGCUACUGUGGGCAUGGAAUCCAUAAGCUUUUUCAUACAGCCCCCAAUGUACCCCACUAUGCCAAAAAUAAAGCAGUUGGAGUGAUGAAGGCGGGCCACGUAUUUACCAUUGAGCCAAUGAUUUGUGAAGGUGGAUGGCAGGAUGAAACCUGGCCCGACGGAUGGACCGCGGUGACGAGAGAUGGGAAGCGGUCUGCUCAGUUUGAGCACACCCUGCUGGUCACGGACACUGGCUGUGAAAUCCUAACCCGGCGACUGGAUAGCGAGCGGCCUCACUUCAUGUCCCAGUUUUAAUUUCCCCGAGAUGGCACAUCUCAGUAACACUUCCUGGCUGUACGAGGCUUUUUAUUGAGAGUACAGAAUGGAAGAGAAAAUUUUUUAUUAUUUGUUUUGUUUUGACUAUAGAUAAGGAAGGAUUACAGCAUCUGACACGUGUCCUCAAGAACUUGUCUUGGGUCUGGAAAAGCCAAGAAGAAUAAAGGAAACACUUUCAACUCCUUUCAGUGUUCCCCUCUCUCCCUGCUCCCACCCCAGGCUCUGCACCCUGUUUUCUCAUUUGCCCUUUGAGCACUUUUACCUAAACCUGCUUCUAGUUGCUUUUAUCACUGCCACAACUGGGCACUGAGAGCCAGCUGCUUUCCAGAGACAUGAAUGUAGAACAUGAGAACCCUUGAAACUUUAGCAACAUCGGUUGCUUCAGAUUUUUUUUAUUAUAUAGGAAAUAUAUAUGUAUACAUUUUAAAUUCCUUAUAUGUAAUUACUGAACACUAUGUGCCCUGGGUUUGUGUUGAUUCUGUCAUAAAUGGACCCAUAGUGUGCAGUAGUUAGUUUAAUUCCCAGUUGGGAAUUGCCCCUUCCCCCCACCCCCACCCACCCAAUGCUAAUUAUUUACCUUUGUAGUUGUGUGUAAGGAAACACUCAGUCAGACUGUCAGUGAAUGGAUGUGGCAAAAUUCACUUUGGGAAAAGGUUAGGUUUUAAAAAAAAUCUAGUUUAUGGCAAAAAUAGCCAUGCUCCAUGAGGUGGUGGCUGUUGCAGAGCAUGAGGGUUUUGUAAUACAUUGCUGUUUCAGACCUCUCUUUAGUCAAAAUGGGAGGGAACGAGUUCCCUUUCUUCCACUCUUUUUUAUUUCUAGAGCACACCUUGGAGAUAUUCAGAGGAGGGUGGAGGUUGCACUAUGGAAGUGGAUGGGGAAAGCCAGUUCUGAAAGCUCUCCAGCAGUGAGCAGAGUCGGUCAGGUGAGAGGUUAGACCGAACGUUUAGUAAGCCUGGUGGUGAGGAGAAAGGACCCCUUUCAGGACUGGCCUGCUUUCCUUGCAGUAGGAAUGCAGCUGUAAACAUACUUCACCUUUACAUCUCUGGGAAUCUCAUUAGAAAUGACCUCAGCUGCCCAAUAUCUGUGUUCUUUUCAGUAGGUCGGUCCACGUGGGAUUGUACCCAGUGAAGCCAUAGCAGAUCAAAGGCAUUGUCCUUACAGUGUGCUUGAUUACUGGGUUUCAGGUGACUUUCUUGUAAGAUAAUUCAAUACCACUGACAUGUUAAUACUUGGAGGAGAAUAUCUUUCCCAGAGUGCCUCAGACGUUGUUGCUUUAAAAGAAUUACGAUAAUGUUUUCAUUUUAUUAUUUUAAUGAUUUAGUCGGGUGACUGAAUCUGGUUGUAGACUUUCGGGGGUAUGUGUGCGAAGUUUUUUAUCAAACUGUAAUAUUUGUGAAUGGAAUGCCUUGCAAUAUGAAUGUUAAUAUAAUGUGUAAAGGGAGAUUAAAAAGUUUGAGUGAUUAUCCUGCCA
Messenger RNA from Myotis davidii, 2748 nucleotides. RefSeq names its product methionyl aminopeptidase 1 (gene METAP1). Gene Ontology annotation, biological process: proteolysis. The transcript has 11 exons. NCBI's taxonomy places the organism in Eukaryota, Metazoa, Chordata, Mammalia, Chiroptera, Vespertilionidae. The record is from RefSeq and is a predicted model, not a curated record. Gene Ontology annotation, molecular function: metalloaminopeptidase activity. The coding region runs from base 375 to 1256 and encodes 293 amino acids.